Molecule: messenger RNA, 2640 nt
Organism: Thamnophis elegans (Western terrestrial garter snake)
Lineage: Eukaryota; Metazoa; Chordata; Lepidosauria; Squamata; Natricidae
Gene: HMGXB4
Product: HMG-box containing 4
Exons: 10
Coding region: 488-1975 (495 amino acids)
Source: RefSeq, a predicted model, not a curated record
AAAAAGAAGCGCGCGUUGUGUUGGCUCGGAUGCUGUUUCCACCUUCGCUUCGUUAAACAAGCUUGUGGCUGAAGGCCGGUGGCGCCGAAUGAGCAACGGGCUGCUGUUAUGGCAUUUGCUUGAUGGAGGAUGAUUGUGUCCUCCUUAGGGAUUUGUCUUCCAAAGCAUUAUAUAGCCUUUGUCAUGAAUGAAGUUGGAAACAGAAGGAGGCUAGACGUGGUAACACAAUCCCAGAUCCCUGCAGGAGAGUUGUGGCUUAUGAUGACUCCAAGGGAAAAAACGAUAGAUGAUAUGAGACUAGCAGCUGGCAGAACCCAAUAAGAAAAGAAACGUUCCUAUAAGGAUCUGCUUCCAGAAAAGGAGGAGACAACUGCUCAGGAGGAAUACAGAACAUAGACGGAAGACUUUUAUCCUUUUGAACUUUCCAUGCCUUUGGAGUCAUCAUCAAAGAAUAGGGGUGAAAAAAUCACUCUCCGCUAACACUGCCAUGGAUUUGCUUAAAGCCAUCAACACUCCUUUAACUACCGGCUCCAAAUCAUCUAAAAGGACUUUGGAAAAAUCAUCUCAUUCUUCAUUCAGUGCUCCCAGUUAUUCAGAGGGCAAGAAAGAACAUCACAAGAAGAAGCUGAGUGGAAGCAACGAUCCACCCUUGGAUGAUGGUACUUUCCACAAGUCUAAAAAAAUAAAACCACCAUAUGUAAACUCUGAAAUGUUGACCUUACGUGAGCCUGAUGGCUUAAAAAUGAAGCUAAUCCUCUCACCAAAAGAAAAGGGGGGUACCAUAACAGAAGAUCCCUUUUCACAUUCUGGAGCUACAAAAAAGACCUCUAAGAAGUCUAUUCGGGAUGAACAAAACUUGCAACACUCAAGCCACGAUACACACAGCUUCUUGAAAUCUCGUAAGAAGCACAAGCCACCUACAGAUCCCCAUCCUCUUUCUCCUGCUGAGGGCUUCAGCCCAGACACAUCCCUCUUCCCUGAAGGCCAAAGCAGUGAUUUUGAGCUUUCAAACUUGGAGCCACAAAUGGAAUCUGGAUCUUCAUCUGGAGGUGAGUUGGAAGCUGGAGAACUAGUCAUUGAUGAUUCAUAUCGGGAGAUAAAAAAGAAAAAGAAAUCAAAGAAGAGUAAAAAGAAGAAAGACAAGGAGAAACACAAGGAGAAAAAACACUCUAAAUUGAAGAAGAGUUCUGGACUCUCUUCAUCACCAGCAGCAGUGGAAAUAACACCACAACUGCCUGUUUCUCCAACUAGCAUCCAGUUUGCUCUACCUGCCCCUCCUCCUUCUCCCUCACCACUACCACCUGUUUUCUGUACAGAUAGCCUGAAUGAGAAAAAGAAGAAGAAAGAAGAAAAAGAGAAGAUUGAAAAAAUAGAAAAAGAAAAGCCAAAGAAGAAAAAUAUGUCUGCCUACCAAGUAUUCUGUAAGGAAUAUCGUGUGAACAUUGUGGCUGAGCAUCCAGGAAUAGAUUUUGGUGAGCUGAGCAAAAAGCUAGCAGAGGUUUGGAAACAGCUUCCAGAGAAAGAUAAGCUGGUUUGGAAGCAGAAGGCUCAGUAUUUGCAACAUAAGCAGAAUAAAGCAGAAGCAACAACAGUGAAGAGGAAAGCAAUGUCAUCAGAAGGUUCCCCAAAAUUGAAAGCUUCCCUAACAACCGUGCCUUCACCCCAUAAAAAGUCCCCAACUAGCACGAUGGUAUUAUCCUCUUCACCAGUGAAGGUUCCUGAGACAGAUCCCAUUGAUGUAGCUGCACAUCUGCAGUUACUGGGAGAGUCUCUGAGUCUUAUUGGCCACAGGCUGCAGGAGACUGAAGGAAUGGUAGCCGUAUCAGGAAGUUUAUCAGUACUCCUGGAUUCAAUUAUUUGUGCUCUGGGCCCUUUGACUUGUCUAACAUCUCAGUUACCUGAGCUAAAUGGCUGCCCCAAACAUGUUUUGUCAAACACAUUGGAUAAUAUUGCCUACAUAAUGCCAGGUCUUUGACAAAAAAAAGCGACUGUGGAAAGUAAUCUACUGCCAUGCUACUGGUGUGUAUACAUAUAUAUUGCGUUCUUCAAGUCUCAACCUACAGAAUUUUAAAGAUUUUUGUCAAUACCUGUUUAACUUGAUUUUAUGAAAAAAAAGUCCAGAACUUAAAUUUGCAAAAGUUGGAAGAUGUUUUCUUAACUCUGUUUCUAUAUAACUAGAGUUUAGUAAUUUUUUUAUAUAUCAGCCUUAAUGUAAAAGGAAAAGAUACAUUGAAUUAUUUUAAUUAGAAAUGUAAAACAGAGCCCUGUGGUGCAGUAGUUAAAGUGCAGUGCUGCAGGCAAACUACUCUGUCCACAGCAUGGAGUUUGAUCCUGACAGGGCUCAAGGUUGACUCAUCCUUCCAUCCUCCGAAGGACGGUAAAAUGAGGGCCUAGACUAUUAGGGCAAUAUGCAAAUAAUGCUUCAACAUUGUAAGCCAUCCAGACAGUGCUAUAAAGAGCUAUGGGGUUGUAUAUAAGUCUAAAUGUUUUUGCUAUUGCUAUAAAAUAGUACUUCUCUAAUGGAAUGGAGAAAAAAUAAUGGACAUGUUCAAAUUAAUGAUGGGGUGGGUGGGAGAUUUUCUAUCCAUAAAGAACUGUUCUGACAUUAGGAAUUCUUGUUAAAUGUUGCAUUGUCAGCGC